AUUUUUUAAAGUGCAUGGUGACCGAUUGAAGAUUAUACAUCAAAAUGGAUUCGUCAAAAAAGUUCCCGAACGCUGAACACCUUAAAUGUUCUCUUUGUUCAAAGUUUUACAAAGACCCAAAGACACUGCCUUGCCUACAUACAUUUUGCAAGACAUGUAUAUUAAAAUACAUUGGACAAAAUUGUAUUGAUAAACCCUCAAAAUGUGCAGUUUGCUUUGAAACUUUUGAAAAAAAUCCAGAUGAUGUGAAAUCCAAUACCUACCUGGAAAACAUGAUUCAUCUGCUCCAAACACAAACGGAUUGCAGAGAUCAGGUCUGUAAUUUUUGCAAGUUUUCAGGGGAAAUCAGGUUAGCUGUCUCUCAAUGUCUCACGUGUUCUGAAUUUCUUUGUGAAGAGUGUUCAACAUCGAGGCACACCUUUACCACCGUAACUAGGGACCAUAAAGUAGUGUCUUUGAUUGAGAUACGGACAGGACAGCAUAAUGAUGCAAUAAGAUCCCUACAGUGUUCAGAAAAAUGUCCUCUGCAUAUAGAGGAGGAGCUUAGAUACUUUUGUGUCCCAUGCAAAACGGUGACAUGCCGUGAUUGCUCAGUAUUGGACCACUCGGGUCAUAAAAUUAAACUUUUAUCGGUAGUAAGAAAAGAAAGCGAAAAUAUGAUAAAACCUUUACAGAACGAAUUGACAGUAAGAUUGUCAGACUUGAAAAGAAAGAGAGAGUUGAUAAAAUCAGAUCAAGGUAAAAUUGAAUCAAUGGAAGCCCAAAUGCACUCUAACAUCAGCAAAAAAUGUUCAGAAGCUGUGAGCAAAAUAGAUAAAGGGAAAAACAGAGUCCUAAUGAAGCUCAAUCAGGUUAUGGUACCAAGUCGGCUUUCUCUUAGAUGUGGAUAUGAAAAAAUAUCUCGUGGGUGUAAAAAUAUUGAAGAAUCUUUAAUUUAUUUUGAAAUGAUGCAAAAGGGAAAAGACUGCGAAGUAAUACAUUUGCUGGAUGACAUCAACGAAAGAUUUAAAAAACUUUCAAAGGUUGAAACCUCAGAUGAUUACCUGCUGAAAAAUAUGCCACAUUUAACGCUUCAAAUAACAGAACCACAAAUUGAAUUGCUGGUAAACAAAGCUCAAUCACCAUCAACCUCUGAAAAAAGUGCCACCCGUGAAACAUCCAAUCAAAAGGAUACCGAUGAAAAUACAAAUCUGUCUGAUUUUGUAACUUAUUGUUCGAAAGCAGUACAGACAUCAGAAGAAGACUUUCAAAUCACUAAGGAAAAUAUGGAAUUCAGGCAAAGAAAAUACAAAUUAAACAUGAUCAGAAGAUUUGAAUUAAGAGAAAGUAAUGAUAUGUUCACACCAAUUUAUAGUGGAAUUGCAUGGGUUGAUGAAAACCACCUUGUUGCUGUGGAUAAAGCUAAUGCAAAGAUCAAAAUGGUUUCCAUUUCAUCUGCUGAAAUAUUGAAAUCUGUGUCAGGAUACCAUCCACUAGCUGUUUCCGUUUGGAAAGAUGGAAUAUCUUGUUUAUCAAUCGACAGUCAAAUGACAUCUUUUAACCGAAAUUUUGAUGUGCAAAAAACAUUAUCUGGUAUAUCAGCUUUGUUUGCAUCCCUUCCAAGUUUGAAUCAAUUGAUUUGGACAGCAAAAUCAGUAAUUUAUUACCAAAAGAAUGAUAUUUUGACUAAAUUACCUUUGACAGAAAUUUCUCCAAAUACAUGUUUUUUACGUUAUGCUUGUUGUCUGCCAAAUGGAAUGUAUGCGGUUUCGGACUCCAAUAACCGAUGUGUUUAUUUGUUAAGUAUGAAGGGUGAAUUGAUCGAAACUUUGAAUUGCCAUCCAGGAUCAAUAUCUUUUGAUAAAUACUACAAUAUAUUUAUCGCUGAUUAUGAAAACGCUUCUAUUGUCGUUUUCGACACCAAGGGAAAUUAUAAGGAAAAGUUGCUUGUAGAGGACAGGCCUAGAAGCAUCUCUGUUUUGAACGAUAAAUUACUCAUUGCAACUGAGAAAAAGGUUUUAUUGUAUGAUAUAGUAUUUAUGUAGUAGUGUGUGAGUUAUUUCUUUCAAACAGAUUAUAAAAUUAAGAACACAUUAGACAUUACUUAAUUAAAGUAAGAGAUUUGCAUAUUUUUUAAUCACAUUCUGUUUUAUAAUUUGACACUGUAUAUCAGGCCAUCUUUAAUGUUAUUUUGCCUUCUUUCAACUGGGGAUAAAAAUCUUCUUUUC
Molecule: messenger RNA, 2207 nt
Organism: Saccostrea cuccullata (small rock oyster)
Lineage: Eukaryota; Metazoa; Mollusca; Bivalvia; Ostreida; Ostreidae
Product: E3 ubiquitin-protein ligase TRIM56-like
Exons: 2
Coding region: 45-2024 (659 amino acids)
Molecular function (GO): zinc ion binding
Source: RefSeq, a predicted model, not a curated record